AUGCAUCAACAAUCCUAUACGCAUAACAUAGACCCACGAGAUCCAGAUGGGAAUGUGAGAUGCUAUGCCCACGACGUCAUCGUUCCCAAGCUUGUGAGCCACACAAUUUUGAAUCCGAAUCGGCAACCAUUGCCUCCUGCCGCUGGGUCGUCAGGCACACCAUAUGCCCAUGUCGUGCAACCUGCGCCGGAAACGCCCAAGCGACCCUCGCAGAAGGAGCGUGCUGCUUUAGCUCGAAAACCUUCUACCCAAGCUUCGCCUGCCAAACGCCCUCGAACGAUCACCCCUCCACCCACAGACGGACCUCAUACAUCAUCCGCUCAGGGUUACUCAUCCCGCACUCCGAUUGGACAGCUCCGAGAGCGACUUCCGAUGACACUUUCCAGCGCGUUCACUCCCUCGCAGAAGCAGCGGCGUAAUGACGCCAUUACAGCUGCUCUUGAGGGGCCCACUGGCAAUGGUCAUUGUUCCUGUCUCGCGGACAAAGACAUCGCCCAAGGCACGCCGCAGAGGAUCUUUCAGUCUAGCUCACAGGAACAUAGCUACGUUCCUCGCGAGCGAUGUCCGGGUGCUGAAACUAACACCGGCCAGGCACAUCACGGAGACUUCAAUUUCGCGGCAGCACACCCUCCUUUACGAAAUUGCACUCGAGCGGAUGACUACGAUUUCAGCCCAGAGCCUGAGUCGCCACAGCCGUCCUUAUACAGCACGGGCAUACAGACGUCUCCCGUUGCGAGCACCUGCGACAUUGCGUCACAGUAUUCACAAUACGAUCCCGACUAUCCUCCGCAGGAAGUGCUUGACGACGAGCAUGAAGUUGCGCACGAGUUGCUAUCCUCGCGGGCCGACGCGAGUGUUUAUGGGACCCCUUCUUCCACCCCUGUUGUUCUCGAGGAAGACUUCUCACUGUCGCCGACUCCACGGACACCAGUCUUGGGCGUCGGUCGUCAGGCACAUCCGCACGGCACGCAGAGUACACACAGCCACGGUCUGCCGACACCGCCGCAGAGUAGCCCGCUAGGUCUCGACAUACUCCAGGCACCGUCCAAUCAGCCCAGCGAAUGGAUGCCUAUGUCGCCGGCCCGUGACAAAGGCGUGCAACAGGAGAACCCUUUUCAGGAGCAUGCUCCUAAUCUCCAGCCUUCACGUUGGGAUUCGCAGUCCUCAUCACUAUCACAACAGUCUGAGAGGCCGACGGCCACUACAGCCGCCGGGUCUCCUUCGGCUGAUACGGUUGCGUUGCAUCUAAGGGACCUUGCAGGCGUGCCAAAUGUCAUGCGUAAAUAUGAACGGAAGCAAGCAGCUAUGCAGAACAGUCUCGAUAUUAAGGAUAAAACGAUCGACGACUUGCGAACACAAGUAGCCCAGUUGCAGGAAAAGAACAGGCGGCUGGAACUUGACCUGGAGACCUUGAGAACGAGGCGAUAA
This is a messenger RNA of Postia placenta MAD-698-R-SB12, 1428 nucleotides long. RefSeq lists its product as hypothetical. Lineage: Eukaryota; Fungi; Basidiomycota; Agaricomycetes; Polyporales; Adustoporiaceae. The transcript has 4 exons. The record is from RefSeq and is a predicted model, not a curated record. The coding region runs from base 1 to 1428 and encodes 475 amino acids.